AAGCUAUAGGCACGUUAUGAUUAUAAGUUUUUGAAAGGUAAAAUUAUUUCUACCUGUCAAUUUUUACCUGGAGAUGUUAAAAACAGGCCACAUAACAACGCUAAAGAUAACAGGCACAUAUUUUUUCAGGAUUCCAAAAAACUAAAAUUUGGGGGAUGACCACAGCAACAACAAUGAAUGGAAAAGUGGAGAUAACUCUUGCUGAAUUAAUCGAAUCAAAAUUCCUGAGGUGUUCCAAAUGUAACCAGACUUAUCAGAAUCCCAGGAUUCUCCCUUGUCUACAUACAUUCUGUGAGAAGUGUAUUGAGGAAAUCUCCCAUGAUGCACCAGGCACGACAAAUCAAGAAAAUUCUAUUGAUCGAUUACAGUGCCCUAUAUGUCAGUCUUUUAUAGGAAUUCCAGGAGAGGGAGCCACUACAUUUCCUGAGAAUCCAUUCUUGUCUAAUUUACUGAAUAUUCAUGAUUACAAACAUCCAAAAGAACGAAAGUGUGAUUAUUGCUCAUUUGAUGGGAAAAGGACAUCAGCUGAAUAUCUAUGUUUAGACUGUAAUGACGAUAUGUGUAGCAAUUGUUCCGAUGCCCACCGUCGCACAAAAAUAACCCGUAACCACAGUGUCAUACCAUUCAAACAAAUUCAAAAUGGCCUCUAUGAUCAUGACAUGCGUUCACAUCAAGCACGACCAUGUACCAAACAUGAUGAUCAAUUGGACUUUUUUUGUGAAAUCUGUGAAAUUCUAAUUUGUCCUCAAUGUAAAAAUGAGGAGCAUGAUAGUCAUAAAAGUAUCAAAUUUGACGAUGCCUUGCCUCGCUAUAAACGUCAUAUCAAUGGCUUACUAGAGGGAAUCCAAGGUCGCAUUCCCAGCAUUGCUGACUAUGUGAAAUAUUUAAAAUCUUAUGAGAAUUCGUUGAAAGAGAGCAAACAAAAACUUACAGAAAAUUUAGAAGCCCAGUCAAAGACUUUACAUCAAAUAAUUGACAGUUACAAAUCUAAAAUGCUUACAAACAUUUCUCAAAAAUGUGAAGCGGAAUUGGCUGACCUUGAAACAAAAAGCAAUAACCUUGAAAUUGCUGGUAAAUCUUUGCAGGAUAAUGCAACAUAUCUUCAAUAUCUACUUCAUCAUGGACGUAGCGACGAAAUCCUUGCUUUACAUCGUCAAAUUACUUUCCGUCUUACACAACUUGCUAAUAUGCAAAUUGAUGGAAUUACUCAGAAACUAAAAAUGGGGUUCUCCCCAGGAACAAACAUGGAACAAAAUAUUAAACUUCUCUUUGGAAAACUUCUACUUGAACAUGUUCCUGUUAGUCAAAAAGAGGCUGCAUCUGCUCUUGAAAAUGGUCAGCUGUCUGUGACCACUAUGUUACCACCAUUGAAGAAUUCACCAGAGGUCGUGAAAACAUUCGACGCAGAGGGAAGCAAUGAUUUUAAAGAUGUCUGGCCAACCGGAGUCUCUAUUACGCAGAGUGAUGAGGUGGUCACAGUAGACAGGGACAACAAAAAGGUCAAGGUCUUUGACAAGAAUGGCAACCUCACUUUGGAAUUCGUUGGAAAGCCAGAUGACAAGUUAGGAUCACCUUUUGAUGCAACUGUUCUAAAAAAUGGAAAUAUUGCAGUGACAGACUAUGAAACAAACGAAGUUAAGAUUUUUGAUGCGGCUGGUCAAUUUCUUUCCUCUAUUUCUGGUCAUUUCAAGCAUCCAAGGGGAAUAACUACAAACAGCAAAGGUCAUAUCAUAGUUGUAGAUUGUGGUACACUACAGUUAACAGUUUAUGACCCCAAAACAGGAGAACUUUUACAGAAAAUAGAAGCAGUAGAUGGAAAAGGUUCGAAAGUUCUGGUAGAUCCAUAUUGUGUGGCCGUUACUAAUAAGGAUAAUAUCUUAGUAACAGACACAGCAGCGCCAAAUAUCAAAAUCUUCAGUUCAAGCGGAAAAUUCCUUGCAAAAUAUGGAAGUUAUGGCACGAAACAAGAUCAAAUACUUCAACCCUACGGUAUCUGUUGUGAUGAUUACGGGUAUAUUUUCGUAGCCGACAACCAGAACCAUCGUAUUCACGUUCUUUUACCUGAUGGUUCAUUCUGUAAAUAUCUUCUGACAAAAAGCGAUGGACUCUGGCAUCCUAUGGGUUUAGCUAUCACUAAAAAUGGACAUUUUCUAGUCACAGAAGCGCUAGGCAAAGUUCGCGUCUUCCGAUAUAUUUAAAGAACUAAAAUGAAAACGGCAUCUAGAGUUUAGUUUAAUCAAUCUGACACUCUCCUUUCAUGUACUAGUGCAAUUAAAUAUCUUUAUCAAA
Messenger RNA from Mytilus trossulus (common blue mussel), 2289 nucleotides. Its product is annotated as tripartite motif-containing protein 2-like. The transcript has 2 exons. Gene Ontology annotation, biological process: protein monoubiquitination. The coding region runs from base 156 to 2198 and encodes 680 amino acids. The record is from RefSeq and is a predicted model, not a curated record. Gene Ontology annotation, molecular function: zinc ion binding; ubiquitin protein ligase activity; protein binding. Lineage: Eukaryota; Metazoa; Mollusca; Bivalvia; Mytilida; Mytilidae.